AUGGCAGGAGUGCUCCCCUUAUCACCAACAACCCCGCUCCCGCCAUUUCCCGAUCCUCCCAAACUCAACCAGCUGCGCGAUCGCCACAGUACCGGCGACGACGAUGCCCUCCUCCUCAGCCAUCUCGCAAUUACCCAGCAUUCCUUUCCGGGGAAAGCAGCCUACAUCUCCGCCAUGAAGGCUGCCUCCCUCCACUCCUCAGAUAGCCACGGGAGAGCCGUCCACGCCUGCAUCCUCAAGGUUGGCCUCGUCGCCGAUCGCUUCAUCGCCAGCUCCGUCGUCCGCUUCUACUCUUCCGUCUCCGACUUGGACUCCGCCCGCAAGGUGUUCGACGGAGUUCCUCUCAAGGAUGCCGCGCUCCACACCACUUUGCUAACUGGCUAUGCGCAGAAUGGCGAGAUUGAGAAGGCGAGGGGCUUGUUCGAUGCCAUGUCCGAUAGAGACGUCAUCGCUUGGAACGCCAUGCUGAGUGGCUAUGCCCAGUGUAGGCUUCCGGAGUCCGCUCUCGAGUUGUUCGUGGAAAUGCAGCAGUUGAAUUGUAGCCCGAAUGAGGUCACUCUUAUUCUCGCCCUGUCGUCGUGCUCUCAGUUGGGGAGUCUGGAUUUGGGUGAAUGGAUUCAUGGCUAUAUCAAUCGACACAAUGUGGAGAUCAGGCGUUCGAUAACGCUGAACAAUUCCCUCGUCCAUAUGUAUGCAAAGUGUGGUAGACUUGAUGCAGCUUUGGUGUUGUUCCUUGAGCAGAAUCCUAAGAACUUGGAGUCUUGGAACACAAUGCUGUGUGGAUUGGCUGUAAAUGGAUGUGCAAUGGCUACUCUUUCCCUGUUUGCGCAGAUGAUCAAGUUCAGAUUGCGACCAGAUAGGAUUACCUUCGUCGGAAUUUUGAUGGCUUGCAGCCAUGUAGGCAUGAUUGACACUGCUAUCAUGGGCUUCAAUUGCAUGAAGACGGUUUAUGGAGUUGAGCCAAAGGCAGAACAUGUUGGAUGCUUGGUGGAUGCUCUUUCUCGUGGGGGGUAUCUCGAUAAGGCGAGAUCAGUGCUUGAGAGCAUGCUUUUCGAAACAAAUGCUUCUGCUUGGCGUGCACUUUUAGGCGGAUGCUUUGCUCAUGGUGAUUACGAGUUGGGCGUAGUGGUGGCGAGGCAUCUCAUUGAGCUUGAGCCACUGGAGGAAAGUGGAUAUGUAGCUCUGCAAAAGUUGUAUGCGAUUACUGGUAGAACAGAGGAUGCAUUGAAAGUGAGGAAACUGAUGUGUGAUUUGGACAUCAAACAAUCCUCAGGAGCAAGCAUGAUUGAAGUGGAAGGAACAGCGUGUGAGUUCUUGGCAGGAACACUAUGA
Molecule: messenger RNA, 1332 nt
Organism: Zingiber officinale
Lineage: Eukaryota; Viridiplantae; Streptophyta; Magnoliopsida; Zingiberales; Zingiberaceae
Product: pentatricopeptide repeat-containing protein ELI1, chloroplastic-like
Exons: 1
Coding region: 1-1332 (443 amino acids)
Biological process (GO): RNA modification
Molecular function (GO): RNA binding; protein binding
Source: RefSeq, a predicted model, not a curated record